AAAAUAUAAAAAAGAAAAAAAAAUCUCUUCUUUCAUUUCUUCUGCCAGAAAACGCCAUCGCAUCUGAUAAUAUUCCCUUUCGAAAUUAGCGUUUGUUCUUUUUUUUUUUUCCUUUUUUGUUAUUAUCGGAUUGUUUCCUUUUCGGUUAAUAUUUUGUUUGAAAUUUUUUUGGUUCGAAUGGGGAAGCCGACGGGGAAGAAGAAGAUUCAAGAAGCAGCCCAGAAAGCGAUCGAGGCCAGCAGGCAAAACAAGGCCGCUGCCGAUCGAACGUCGAAAGCUUUCGAUGAAGACACGGCGAUCUUCAUCAACAUGUCUCAAGAGCUCAAAGAAGAAGGUAAUAAACUCUUCCAAAAACGCGACCAUGAAGGCGCGAUGUUGAAGUACGAAAAAGCUCUUAACCUCCUCCCUAGGAACCACAUCGAUGUCGCUUAUUUACGCAGCAACAUGGCUGCUUGUUAUAUGCAGAUGGGUCUCGGAGAGUACCCACGCGCCAUUAACGAAUGCAAUUUGGCUUUGGAGGUUUCACCUAAAUAUAGCAAAGCUUUGUUGAAAAGAGCUAGGUGUUAUGAAGCUUUGAAUAGAUUGGAUUUAGCUUAUAGGGAUGUUUAUAAUGUUUUAACUAUUGAGCCAAAUAAUUUGUCUGCUUUGGAGAUUUUAGAGAGUGUUAAGAAGGCUAUGGAUGAGAAGGGUGUUACUGUUAAUGAAAAUGAAAUUGGGUUGUUUAAUAAUGAGCCUUCCGGGGCUUCACGGUUGAGAAAAGUGGUGAAAGAGAAGUUGAGGAAGAAGAAAAACAAAGGGAAAAAAGUUGAGAAAGAUGUAAAGAGUGAUGAUAAGGUGAAGGAAGAGAAGAAGGCGGAGGAUAAGGUCGUUGUGGAGGAGAAGAAGGUUAGUAUUGUUAAGGAUGAAGAGAUUGUUAUGAAGACUAUUGAGGAAGAGAAGAAGGCUGUUAAGGAAGAAACAGUGAUUACAAAGACGGUGAAGUUGGUGUUUGGUGAGGAUAUUAGGUGGGCGCAGUUACCUGUCAAAUGUACUAUUAAAUUGGUGAGGGAUAUUGUUCGGGAUAGGUUUCCUGGGUUGAAGGGUAUUCUUGUGAAAUACAGGGAUCCAGAGGGUGAUUUGGUUACAAUCACUACAACAGAUGAACUUAUGUUGGCUGAAUCAUCUAGUGGAGUUUCAGGAGGAUCGCUUAGGUUCUAUAUAGUUGAAGUUAGUCCUGACCAGGAACCAGCUUAUGAAGGAGUAAGUAAAGACGGGGUCGUCAAGAGUGAAGAGAAAUUGAGUAAUGUUGUUGGGAAUGGUAAUGCAGAUCAUGGUGUAGAAGCUAUCCAGGGAACAUGCGUGGAGGAUUGGAUUGUCCAGUUUGCACGACUGUUCAAGAACCAUGUUGGGUUUGAUUCUGAUUCUUACUUGGAUCUUCAUGAACUUGGGAUGAAAUUAUACUCGGAAGCAAUGGAGGAUGCUGUCACGAGUGAAGAAGCACAGGAGCUUUUUGAAAUUGCUGCAGAUAAGUUCCAAGAGAUGGCUGCUUUGGCAUUAUUCAAUUGGGGAAAUGUUCACAUGUCCAGGGCAAGGAAGCAUGUGUUCUUUACAGAAGAUGGUUCAACAGAAUCUGUACUGGUGCAGAUUAAGACUGCAUAUGAGUGGGCACAGAAAGAAUAUGUAUUGGCAGCAAAGAGGUAUGAGGAAGCAUUGACAAUUAAACCUGAUUUUUAUGAAGGUCUUCUUGCAUUGGGGCAACAGCAGUUUGAGCAAGCAAAACUCUGUUGGUACCAUGCAAUUGGGAGCAAAAUUGAUCUAGAGACUGGGCCUUCCCAGGAAGUCCUGCAGCUUUAUAACAAGGCAGAGGACAGCAUGGAGAAGGGUAUGCAAAUGUGGGAGGAAAUGGAGGAGCGACGACUGAAUGGACUCUCCAAAUUUGAUAAGUAUAAGGCCCUUUUGCAGAAAAUGGGGUUAGAUGGGCUGUUUAAAGAUGUCUCUGCUGAAGAAGCUGCUGAGCAGGCUGCGAACAUGAGUUCACAGAUAUACCUGUUAUGGGGUACCUUGCUUUAUGAGCGUUCUGUUGUGGAGUACAAGCUUGGGUUGCCAACUUGGGAAGAAUGUUUGGAGGUUGCAGUUGAGAAAUUUGAACUUGCUGGAGCUUCUCCAACAGAUAUAGCUGUUAUGAUAAAGAACCACUGUUCCAACAACACUGCAUUGAAAGGGUUAGGAUUCAAAAUUGAUGAGAUCGUACAGGCAUGGAAUGAGAUGUAUGAUGUGAAAAGGUGGCAAAUUGGUGUUCCAUCAUUCCGGCUAGAACCAUUGUUCCGUCGCCGGGCUCCAAAGCUUCAUUCUGUCUUGGAGCAUCUUUAAGUUUUCUGCUGAUUGGGUAUUCUUUUGGGGCAUUAGACAAGUCCGUCAGUUUUGUUUAAUUCAUUUUCCAAGAUCAGUGUUUGUGUGCUACUAUGAUAGGUCUCUUUUUGUCUAUGGACUGUUCUGUCCGGCACGUUCGUUGCAUUCGGAAGCAAGGAGCAAAAGUUUGUCAAGAGUUAGUUUCCAUAUUGAAAGUGCAGUUUGUGAUUGGGCAUGUAGCCAGUUUGGUCAUUCAUUUUUUGUCAUUUUUUUGGGAGAUAUUUUUCACAGUUUGAGGAUAGUGGUAUAUGAUUUGAUUGGUUCAUUUCCAAAGGGUAAUAAUUGGUUGCAAGACCACCAUGUUUGUUAUUCAUGUAGGUCAUCGAUUUGUUGUACAUUUCUAUUCGUUUGCUCAGUUGUAGCUUGUAAUAUUCUGUGCUGUUCAUACAGUGUAAGAAUGUUUUCUUGGUAUUCAAGUUAGUAGCAUUCUUGAUACUUUGUUUUUCAUGUGUUAUAUUUCAGAGUGGAAUUCAGUGAAAUUUGGAAUUUGAUUUUA
Theobroma cacao (cacao) is the source of this 2884-nucleotide messenger RNA. RefSeq names its product protein PHOX1. Gene Ontology annotation, molecular function: protein binding. NCBI's taxonomy places the organism in Eukaryota, Viridiplantae, Streptophyta, Magnoliopsida, Malvales, Malvaceae. The record is from RefSeq and is a predicted model, not a curated record.